AAAUGUUACUCGACUUCCUGUUAGUUUAGGUGAGAACGAGAUUGCCCACGAAAGCAGAAAACAGAAGACAGUAUUUUUUCCAUUCAAACAUAUAGGCUCUGUGUUUUCUUUAAAACAUUAAUAUAUUAACUUAAGAUGGGACAAAAUGAAAGUGUUGGAGCGCCUCUGCCACCUCAAGAUAAUGACUUGCCCAAAUGGUACAAAAUAGCUGCCAAAGCAUUCGGGACCGUGGGAUCGUCAAUUGCCUUUGUUCUUGGAGCAGUGGCAUGUAUAACAAUUACUCCAAUGUGUUUAGUAGCAGGCAUCACCCUUAUGACUAUAUCAUUUAUCAUAAUGAUAGUAGAAGCUCCUUGCUGCUGUCCAUGUAUAGAGUUUGCCCAAAAGUGUAGUAAUUUCACAGAUGCAAGGCCACACUGGCAGAAAGCUAUAUCAUAUGGAGUGUUGUCAGUAUUUCCUGUGCUGAUGUGUGCUGAGAUAACCACUAUAUUUGGCUGUGGACUGAUAUUUGUCACAGCUGCUGUUUAUGGGAUGAUGGCCUUGGGGAAAAAGGCUGACAGGGAGACAAUGAGGGCACAGGCAAUUAACUCCAAAGAUGUCGAAAUGCAGGCACAGUUAAUUCAGAAUGACAGUCUUCAGACAACUGAGCCACAAAAUUCUUGAUGACUUGACAUGACUGGACUCACAUACUUGCCAUAGAAACGGCAUGACUUUUUCUCAUAGUUAUUUUUGGAACGUGAAUUGAUGGUGUACUUUGGGGCCGUGUAUAUAGCUGUGACAGAGCGCACAUUCUUACAGUCUUAAUGGAGGUGAAUUCACAUCAGGUGACAACUUAAACCCUUUACUGGCGCCAGUAGACCUGAUUGCUUCAUAUCUUAUAUAUUUUGAAGGUGCAAUGUGAGGCUACUUGUAGGUCUUCUUUUAAAUUUUCAGGUAUAAAGUUAAACCUGAGAGGAAUGGCUGUUACAAAGCUGUUGGAUUGCAGCACUUUAAAAAAUUAAGUGGAGGAAAACAUGCCAGCCUGUUCCGAAAGUUGUGCUUUAUGCAGAGGAUUAUACUAUUGUGGGAAACCCAUUUAAAAUUACGAAGUUCAAUAUUGUGGCUACAAUAAGGAAAUUGCUCACCUGUGAUUUGUGACAGUCACAAGCACUGCUGCUUUAACCAUAUGGACAUUGUAAAUGCUUUGAAUGUUGUGUAAAUGGAGGUAUGAAAUGAAUAGAUGGAAUAUGCAUUUACUUACAUGAGUAGUUGACUUGUUCGUUUAUUAGGCAUCAUUUAGACACUAAAUGGAUGUAGCAGUCAUGUGUGAUCCUUGUAUUUUUCUUUUAUACAAGUAUGAUACACAGCACAAUACUAGGGACUAUAGACUGUUAAUUGUACAUCAGGUGUGAGAGGGUGAUCAAAUGCUUUAUGUGAUAUUUUAAAAAUAAAAAUAGUUCGUUAUGAAAUUCAUAACAUUCCCAGGAGCAUUUUUAUGUGUUCAGCUGUUUGAAUUGAUCAUAGGGAUUAUUUGGGGUAGAAAUGUCCUCAGUUGCUCUGUUUAUAUUUUGACAAGGAUAGGAUUGUAAGAAGGUGCAAAGGAUUUUACAAUUGCCUUGGCGCUGUGAAUAUGACAUUUUAUUUUUUAAUGUGCAAACAAAAGAUUACAUGGUUCUUGGCAAUCCAUGUGGUUCUAGUUAAAACUACAUUUGUAAAAUAUAGUAUUUAUUUAUUGCCAAUUAUGUAUAUAUGUAUGUUAGCUAUCUUAUUUAUUUUAUUAGCAUUCAUGGUCAGUUUGUAUUACUGUUGAAACUUGAAAGGUGUAGACAGGUUGAAAGAUGUUGACGAGUUGAAAAGAGGUAUGAAAACAUAUUUGUUCAAUAUUUAGGAACUGGGUCAUGACCUGUACUUCAAGGGUAAUUGAAUGAAUGAAAUUAUUGGAUUUAUAUCCGCGAGUUUUAGACCUAAUGCAAACCAGCUUCUUCAUAUUUGAAUUUUUCUAUUUUUGCCUGCUAGUCAUACAGAGAUGUUAAAAAGAAGAAGCUGGCAUACAUUGGAACUGAAUCUCAGGGUAUUAUUGUACUGCCUAUUUUUUUUUUUUUUUUUUUAAUUGACACUUAUCAUCAAAAGUCAAUGUGAUAUUGCUGUUCGUACCUUUAAGUGAUGUUUCAUGUGUUAAUCAUAUUGUAUAGUGUACAAAUAUUUGGGAUUAAAAUAAAUAUAAUUUUAUGGGCAAUUUUAUUGUUUUGAUUAAAUCUUAUUAACCUUGUUUAGCAAGUGAAAUAUUCUUUCAAGAAAGUGAGUCUACUCAAAGUAAAAGGUAUUAUGAAAUUGACGCAAUCUUUUCAAUGGGGAGAAAUCGUGACUUUUACAGAUACUGCUUUUUUCAAGUCAUAAAUUCUCAAAGUUAAAACAUUCCUGUUGAGUGGUAGCAACAAAAUUGAAUUAUUCAGAAAUUAUAUAUCCCCAUCAAAAAAGGUGGAGUCAUUAUUGUUCUGACAUGAAACACUAUAACUUUUACUCCAAUUUCAGUACUUUUCUUUUUGAGAGUUCUGUAUUCUUGUACAACUUAAUAAUCAAAAACAUGAUAGGAACAAUAUUUCAAAUACAUUAUUUUAUAAAAAGCCAAUUACAUGUAAAUGUGACAUAUAGAAACCAGGCAAAUGACAAAUGCAGAAAGUGGUAAUUUUAAUUAACAGAUGCUUAUAGGGUUGGGAACUUGCACCUCUGUAUGGGAGUAGUACACUUUUCUUCUCAUGUAUGAAAUUACACCUACCUCUAUGAUAUGACAUAAGAACAUUUUUUUACUUUAUGUUACAUUUGUUUAAUAAAGAAUAAAAUAUAUUCCAUAAUCCCAAUAGCCAAGAACUUCAAUGAGCUAAAUUAAACCAACCGUAAAAAUAAAAUAGUACAAAAAAAGAUUCUCAAUUUUCAGACAAUCAACUCCCUUCUUUACAUGCAGAUUUCUGUUGCCACAGAAUUUGUAUCAACACAUUUUGAAAUCUACAUUGCUGGCAAGACUACAGACACUAUGUAUCAGUAACAUAAUUCAUUUUUUAUU
This is a messenger RNA of Lingula anatina, 3037 nucleotides long. Its product is annotated as calcium channel flower. Lineage: Eukaryota; Metazoa; Brachiopoda; Lingulata; Lingulida; Lingulidae. Gene Ontology annotation, cellular component: membrane. Gene Ontology annotation, biological process: vesicle-mediated transport. The record is from RefSeq and is a predicted model, not a curated record.